CACAGUUGUAAUAUCGUUAUUAUGUUUUAGAUGCGAUCUUUACAGUGGGAAAGAAUUCCCUAGAUAUAAUCUACACCGUGGGAUGAGUACAUUCACAGGGUUCAUUCCCGAAUUACCGGGUAUUGCCAUCGACUGCUUCGAAGACGCACAGCGCAGUCAAUCGUCGAUAUUCUUUUUGUCUCACUGCCAUGCAGACCAUAUGAGGGGCCUAGACAAGAACGUGCCUCUUCCGGGCUCGUUGCACUUGAGCCCUAUUUCCGGAGUAUUUAUCAAACAUCGUUUUCCUCAGCAUGCCGACGUAGUGCGUUCGUUUCACGUUGGAGAGCAACUGGCUUUAAAAGUGCAUCCUUCAACUGGGGAAGCCCCCUACGAGCUGUACGUGCGCUCACUUUCUGCCGAACACUGCCCCGGAUCGGUAAUGUUUUACUUCGAAGGGAAUGGUACUCGCGUACUAUACACUGGCGAUUUCCGUUUAAGCUCCCAGAAGAAUUUCACGACACAAUCGAGUGGAAUACAGCCAGCAAUAGUGUACUUGGAUAGUACGUUCCUCGAUAAAGACUAUUCCUACUUCCCGAGUCGCGAAGAAAGUACGGCACGAGUUAUACAUCUUUGCACGGAAUGGCUGGCAGCUGAUCAGCGUAACGUAGUAUCAUUAUGGCUUCCUGCGAACUAUGGUUCAGAAGAUCUAUUCUUACGACUAUUUGAUCGAUUGAAGGAAAGGAUACAUAUCUCCGAUAGGCAGCGUGCCCCGUACAAGCACUUCUCAUCGCUAAACGAUAUACUCACCUGCGAUAGUUCAACUCGUAUUCACGCCUGCACCGGAACAAUGCGGUCGAACCGGAAUCUGAACUGCGAAAAGCUGUGCAACGAGAAUAGUACAUCCUUCGUACGCACGAUCCGCCCGUCCGCUCUCCGUUGGCGAGCCUUGCAACCUACCGAACAGUUUUGGAAAGAAUCUAAUAAUCUAUUCUACGUUUGCUAUUCUGCACACGCGAGCUGCAAUGAGCUAGGCGCAUUUCUAGCCCACUUUCAGCAACAUGUGUGUGACAUUCGGCUUAACGUGAUUGCCGACGAAGACGACCGAGUUAGAAAAGAACAGUUGAUAGAAUCAAUGUUGGGAAAUAGAAUAAAUCACGCAACGAGUAACAACGGCGCAGAACGACGAGAUAAGGCUCAGGAUGGUCUUUCUCUAAAUUUAAAUAAGAUUGAAUACAGAACAAAACGGCGUACAAAUCAUCGAGCAGGGAGAACUACCGAGAGUAGUGAAAGUGAAGAUAAUGACUGUGAUUUAUCUUAUUGUAAACUACCGAAGCGAAGUCGCGUAGAAAAACAUUGUGCCUCAUAGCGAUGUGUUUUUCAAAGAUUGUAUUGUAUGUACAUAACGCUAUAUGUUAGAAUUACGGAUAAUAAAGAUAACAUACACAUGC
Molecule: messenger RNA, 1427 nt
Organism: Anopheles coustani
Lineage: Eukaryota; Metazoa; Arthropoda; Insecta; Diptera; Culicidae
Product: protein artemis-like
Exons: 1
Coding region: 83-1345 (420 amino acids)
Biological process (GO): interstrand cross-link repair; protection from non-homologous end joining at telomere; double-strand break repair via nonhomologous end joining
Molecular function (GO): damaged DNA binding; 5'-3' DNA exonuclease activity
Source: RefSeq, a predicted model, not a curated record